Molecule: messenger RNA, 1218 nt
Organism: Prorocentrum cordatum
Lineage: Eukaryota; Dinophyceae; Prorocentrales; Prorocentraceae
Source: the annotation of a GenBank genome assembly
AUGGGCCGCACGAAGGCCACCCUUUUGGAGCAGGUGGAGAACCUGAAUGUGCGGGCAACGGAAACGAAACGCUUGGCGCAGAAGCGUGAGAUCAUGCUGGCGAUGAAGAACCGCCCCUCCUGCAUCGAUGGCCUGUACGAGAAGUACACGUCCAUGGGUUUGAACGCCGACGUCAUCAAGACCCCGGAGACGCAACAGAAGUCUCUUUCUCAGAAGGCCGUCGAGAAACGCAAGGCAGACCACGAUUUGCAGAGGUCCCAGAGCUUCGAGACGCUGAAGGCGAAUGCCCUUGCUGAUGCGGCGGGGUCCGGGGAUGAGGACAUGGAGUUUGACCCAUUCGGCGAGAACUUCGAGGAUCUUGCUUCGCUUCACGUCAAUGAGCUGCGAGACCGCGUCCUUCCCGGCAUCGAGCCCACCCACCUCAGUAAAGCAAACAUUCGCAGCAUGAAGGACCCUGAAGCCCGAAGCAAAUCUGGCCUCCUCAAGAUGAUCACAUUCGCGACUGGUUUGAACACGGACUUCAGGUUGGUCGGUCGUUUCGCAUGCCGGAACCGUUUCGUGGCGUACGCACGCAAGCGGUCUCUGGAGAGGCGCCGCCGCGUGUUAUCGCUGAGCUUGCCGCCGUCUUACUCGGACGAGGGUCUCGCAGCCGUCGCAGGGGCCUCGGAGGACGGCGUCACCGUGAAAAACCGGUACACAAGCGAGAUGGUGACAGUGCCUAAAGCAAAUUGCCCCCCGUACGAUGAUGUGUCAGACUUGUACAUUGAUUCAAAUUGGUCCGAGAGCCAGCUGGCGCUCGCGUCCACCAAGAACCCAACAGGCGACCAGAAACACAACCUCUCCAAUUAUUUCAAGGGUUGGGCCGUCAAGGUGGAAGCCAAGGCCGAGCCUGCGGCCUCGCCGUCGGGCGGCGCGGCAUCCAGGAAGAGGGGGCCUGGGGCGACGCCCCAAUCUGGGAAGAAGGUCAAGCCAUCGACAGACAAUGCAGGUGGGACGGCGUCCGCCCAAACCAAGGUUGCGGCGGUUCAGCCGAAGCUCGAGGGCGGCGGUGUCGCCAUGGAUGAUGCCGCCGAGGAGGGUUCGGGGAGCGAGGAGGCCAGCGUGGAGGGUGGCAUGGCUGCGCCUGUUGAGCCAGGUCCUGGCGACUACGACGAGUCCGCGUUGGAGCCACCCAGGGCCACCGAUUCAGGGAGCGGCCCCGUCCCGGCGGCGGCAUGA